CUGACGUCAUCAUUCAAUCAUUACACAAUUUUCCAAGUCCACCGGCAAGGCAACGACUCUCUGACUUGUCUCCAAAUUUUGUAAUCUAACCCUUAUGAUGUCUGACUACAUGAGGAUAGCUGGGGCCAUUGUCUUGCCCAACCUUGGGGGAUUUGCAUCGAGCAUGGUCCAGAAACCUGAUAAGAUGGCAUGGUAUGACACCCUGAAGAAACCCUGGUGGACCCCUCCUAAGAAGGCCUUUGCACCUGUCUGGAUAUCUCUCUACGCAGCCAUGGGAUAUUCUUCGUACCUCGUCUGGAAAGAUGGAGGUGGUUUUGAAGGCGAUGCCUUGGUCCCACUUUGUAGCUAUGGAGCAUCGCUCGCCCUCAACUGGAUUUGGACUCCAGUAUUUUUUGGAAUGCACAAGAUGGGAUUGUCUGUAGCCAUCAUCCUAGCUUACUCUGGCCUAAGCUGUGUGAAUGUAGCCUUGUUCUACCCCAUCAAUCGGACCGCAUCCAUGCUCCUCGUACCCCUCCUUGGCUGGCUCUCCAUCGCAUCUAGCGUCAACAUCUACACUUGGCUAAACAACAGAGAAACCAAGACAGAAUAAUAUCAAUUAUUAUCUCGUGUAAUGUAAACAUAUACAUUUUUGUGUGAUGAAUCUGUGUGUAAUAAAGAGGGUGUGUUCACAUCAGUCUGGCUUUUCCUGGGGCUGGUUGCAUGAAAUGGUCUUUUCAAGGACUUUUUUGGGUUGAUUUAUUAUGAUGCGCCAUAUAAAAUGCCUUUUUAACAAAUUAUUUGCCAACAUUUGUUUAUUUCUCAUUAAAAUGAAUGAAUCCAUUGUUAAUAAAUAUAUAUUAUUUCAUAAUAUGAAUAUGGAUUUCAAAAGUUUGCGAAAUAAUUUUGAUAUUUGGCAAUAAAUUUACAAAUUGCGUCAUAUGGUACAUCAAAAUAAAUGGGUGACACAAAAGACCUUCCUUUUGAAGACCCUUUUGUGCAAUCAGCCUGGAAGGUAUAUUAAAUUAAAAAUCAAAUUUGUACGAGGUCUUGGGCUGUAUGUUUCACAAGAUGCUAAGAAUAUCACAUUUAUGCCAUGUACAGUUAAUCCCUUUUAGCACUGCCAGAUACUUGAUUGAUUAUACAUUCAACUGGACAGAUUAUCCUUUUACAUAAUAAUCUCAACUUUCUCAAGCAUACAUAUAUCUUCCAUGAUAUUUUGAUUGACAGUUUCUAUUCAAAGUGUUUAUAUCCAUCAA
Messenger RNA from Lytechinus variegatus (green sea urchin), 1235 nucleotides. RefSeq names its product translocator protein-like. The coding region runs from base 95 to 589 and encodes 164 amino acids. The record is from RefSeq and is a predicted model, not a curated record. Gene Ontology annotation, cellular component: mitochondrial outer membrane. Lineage: Eukaryota; Metazoa; Echinodermata; Echinoidea; Temnopleuroida; Toxopneustidae. The transcript is spliced from 4 exons.